AUGGGGAACAUUUAUGUGGCACAUUUGGUGGUGGUGGUGGUGUUUUGCCUGGGGGUGGUUUUACCUUGUUUGUGUCAAGGUGUUUCAGACGAUGAUACUGCUGUGUAUGUUGUUACCCUGAGACAUACUCCUGUUUCUCAUUACUAUGCUGAGCUGAGAAGAGAGGUUAAUGGCUUCAAAGAUGCUGCUCCUGCUCCUGGGAGAACUCAAUUUAACAAACCAAGAAGGUAUCUUCUCACCUCACCUGAACACCAGCUUGGUUUGAAUCUGUGGGGCUGGGGAUGUUUAACUUUUCCCUUUCUUUAUUUGGUCCCAAAAUCAUUUAGGCUUCUUGUGGAAGCUGUGUUUUUUUGGUAUGACAAUAUUACGAAAACGGAUAAGAGAUAUGGCUCAUACAUUUCCCGAGUUCAUGAUUCUCUGUUGAAGAAAGUGUUAAACGGAGAGAAAUAUCUGAAGGUCUAUAGCUAUCAUUAUCUGAUAAAUGGAUUCGCUGUACUGGUUACCCAGAAACAGGCAGAGAAACUAUCAAGGAGCAGUUUAGUGUCCAAUGUGAUUUUGGAUUUUUCUGUAAGAAAAGCGACUACACAUACGCCACAGUUUUUGGGUCUGCCACAGGGAGCAUGGUUUCAAGAUGGUGGGUUUGAAGCUGCUGGAGAAGGUGUUGUUAUUGGGUUUGUUGACACUGGCAUAGAUCCAACACAUCCUAGUUUUGGUGAUAGUAAAUCUGAUCAUCCAUAUCCUGUUCCUCCUCAUUUUUCUGGCAUCUGUGAGGUUACUCGCGACUUUCCAUCUGGUUCUUGCAAUAGGAAGCUUGUUGGGGCCCGUCACUUUGCAGCUUCUGCCAUAACCAGGGGAAUAUUUAAUUCAACUCAGGACUAUGCUUCUCCCUUCGAUGGCGAUGGCCAUGGCACGCAUACAGCAGCAGUUGCAGCAGGAAACCAUGGGAUUCCAGUGAUUGUUGCUGGACAUCACUUUGGGAAUGCUAGUGGGAUGGCUCCUCGUUCACACAUUGCUGUUUACAAGGCAUUAUACAAGAGCUUUGGGGGAUUUGCUGCAGAUGUAGUUGCAGCAAUUGACCAGGCAGCUCAGGAUGGGGUUGACAUAAUAAGCUUGUCCAUUACUCCUAACAGACGUCCUCCCGGUGUUGCAACUUUCUUCAAUCCGAUAGACAUGGCUUUGCUGUCGGCUGUGAAGGCCGGUAUUUUUGUUGUGCAAGCGGCAGGAAAUACUGGACCAUCACUAACAAGCAUGUUCUCCUUCAGUCCAUGGAUCUUUACUGUUGGUGCCGCCUCUCAUGACCGAGUUUAUAGCAACUCCAUAUUUCUAGGCAAUAAUGUGACUAUACCUGGUGUUGGUCUUGCACCUGGCACAGAUGAAAGCAAACUUUAUAAACUGAUUCAUGCACAUCAUGCAUUGAGCAACGACACAUCGGUUGCUGAUGAUAUGUAUGUUGGUGAGUGCCAAGACGCAAAUAAGUUUGACAAGGAUUUGAUCAAGGGAAACCUCUUGAUGUGCAGCUAUUCAAUUCGAUUUGUGCUGGGACUCUCCACCAUCAAACGGGCCUCAGAAACAGCCAAAAAUCUUAGUGCAGCUGGUGUUGUCUUCUAUAUGGAUCCCUAUGUGAUUGGUUUUCAGCUUAACCCUGUUCCAAUGAAAAUGCCAGGCGUCAUAAUUGGUUCUGCCAAUGAUUCAAAGAUUUUAAUGCAAUACUACAAUUCUUCGUUGGAAAUGGAUGCAGUUUCAAAGAAGAUAGUUAAAUUUGGGGCUGUUGCAAGGAUAUGUGGCGGACUAAAGGCGAACUAUGGCAGUGUUGCCCCCAAGGUUAUGUAUUACUCUGCCAGAGGACCAGAUCCAGAGGACAGUUUUCCUCAUGAAGCAGACAUUUUGAAACCCAACUUGUUAGCUCCUGGAAGUUUUAUAUGGGCUGCUUGGAGUUCUGUUGGCACCGAAUCCGCUGAAUUCCUAGGUGAAAAUUUUGCAUUGAUGUCUGGCACAAGCAUGGCUGCUCCUCAUGUUGCUGGUCUUGCUGCACUAAUUAGGCAAAAGUUCCCCAAUUUCAGUCCUGCAGCCAUUGGAUCUGCACUUUCCACUACAGCUUCUCUGUAUGACAAGAGUGGUGGGGCAAUAAUGGCUCAGCGAUCAUAUCCCUCUCCUGAACUGAACGAAUCUCCAGCAACUCCUUUUGACAUGGGAAGUGGUUUCGUGAAUGCAAGUGGAGCACUGAAUCCGGGUUUGAUUUUUCAUUCCGGUUAUGAUGAUUAUAUGUCAUUUCUAUGUGGUAUCAAUGGUUCAUUUCCUGUGGUGCUAAACUACACUGGUCAAAAUUGUGGACUCUAUAAUUCCACUGUUUAUGGUCCUGAUCUGAACCUGCCCUCAAUCACUAUGUCAAAGCUGAACCAAUCUAGAAUAGUGCAGAGGACAGUCAAAAACAUUGCCCAAAAUGAAUCAUACAGUGUUGGUUGGACUGCUCCUUCUGGGGUUUCAGUGAAAGUGUCUCCAACUCACUUCUGUAUAGGCAGUGGUGAGAGCCAAGUCUUGUCUGUGUUAUUGAAUGCAACCGUUAACAGCUCUGUUGCCAGCUUUGGGAGAAUUGGUCUGUUUGGUAAUCAAGGUCAUGUGGUCAACAUUCCUAUUUCGAUCAUGGUUAAAAUCUCAUCUAACACCACUACAAGCUAA
Messenger RNA from Sphenostylis stenocarpa, 2676 nucleotides. The record is from the annotation of a GenBank genome assembly. Lineage: Eukaryota; Viridiplantae; Streptophyta; Magnoliopsida; Fabales; Fabaceae.